UCGGUGCGCAUGCGCACACUCAGUUCCCAGCGCGGUGUCAAUGUGGGGCGAAAAGCAGCAGAUCUGAACGCUUGCAGAAGAUUUUACACUCGGGUUCAAGGCUUUUAAACAUCGGAUCGCGUGUUUUAUCGUUGUUUAAACAGAGGAAACAUCAUGACGAGCAGCUCAAAGCGGAAAGACGAGGUUCAUGUGGUCAAUGGUGGAGUGAAGCAGUCCUCAUGGAGCAAAGCUAUCAGCUGUAAAGCAGUGUGGGAAGAGAAGGAUGAGUUUUUAGAUGUGGUCUACUGGUUCCGCCAAAUCAUCGCAGUCAUACUGGGCGUAAUAUGGGGUGUGGCUCCUCUGAAAGGGUUUCUGGGUAUCGUCAUAUUCUGUGUCAUCAACGCAGGCGUCCUGUACGUGUACUUCAGCAGUUUCCAGCAGGUGGACGAGGAGGAGUACGGGGGGACAUGGGAGCUCACCAAAGAAGGCUUCAUGACUUCAUUUGCUUUGUUUCUGGUGGUUUGGAUCAUAUUCUACACGGCGCUGCACUACGACUGAGGACCUGCAGGAAACCCAUAGUCCUGGAGAGACUAAGACAGACAUUUUAUUUAAUUUAAAAUGGAGAGGCUGGAUCGAGCCACUUUUCCGAGUCCUCUGUCUAUGUUACCAGCAGCAUGUGUGAGCCUUGAGGAAGAGGUGCAUCAUGGGUACAAGACCUUCUCGCGCCCCCAGGGGUCAUUGAAUUUUUAAGCUAAUACUGUCCAGUGCACUGCCACGGCUAAUGGGUUCAUAACUGUUAUUUCUGUUCGUCCUCUCUGCUUUUUCUGGCUCGAAUGCCGCCGUAUCGAGCGGGAUUUAACUUAAUUUGAUGGUUUUGUUCGUUUCUUUCACGAUUAGCUUCCAACACAGAUUGUCUUACUCUGUUAUGAACUGUCAGAUACAAUAGGAGUGUGUAAAUUCUGUACAAUUCAUUUUAUUGAAUCCAUAAUGUAUUAAAGAAUUUCUUAUGUCUCGUUACUGUAACAUACUUCUCAGUAUUUUAUAGUGUAUUCAUGGAAAUGUGAAUGUUAUGAUUAAUGUACCUGAGGCUGUAGAGAGACUAUUUUCUGGCGGAAAUGUUUUGGAGAAUAAAAUAAAUCCUGGGCAUUGUCUGCCCCACACUUUUCAACAGA
Molecule: messenger RNA, 1151 nt
Organism: Rhinichthys klamathensis goyatoka
Lineage: Eukaryota; Metazoa; Chordata; Actinopteri; Cypriniformes; Leuciscidae
Gene: rab5if
Product: RAB5 interacting factor
Exons: 4
Coding region: 154-537 (127 amino acids)
Biological process (GO): mitochondrial respirasome assembly
Source: RefSeq, a predicted model, not a curated record